CCCAACCUCCCCGCCAUUCUCCUCCAUCUCUCUCCCACGAGCUUGUUGCGCGCUGCAAGGCACGGGCACGGGCACGAUGCGCAACACGCUCAUAUUUGCCGGCAAUUCGUGCCCGGUUCUCACGGGACAGAUCUGUGAGAACCUGGGCAUGACACCUGCUGACGCGGAGUUGACUCAAUUCUCCAAUGGCGAGACCAGCGUCAGGAUCUUGACUAGUGUUCGUGAAAAAGAUGUCUUCGUCGUCCAGUCAGGCAGCCCUCGGAUCAACGACUCCAUCAUGGAACUGCUUAUCAUGAUAUCUGCAUGCAAGGGCGGCUCGGCAAACAAAGUAACAGCCGUUCUGCCGUAUUUUCCCUACAGCCGCCAGUCAAAGAAGAAGUCUCACAGGGGUGCCAUCACUGCGCGCAUGCUCGCCAAUCUUUUGGGUGUUGCCGGUGUGAAGCAUGUCAUCACGGUCGACCUUCACGCGUCACAAAUGCAGGGCUUUUUCAAAUGUCCCGUGGACAACCUGCACGCCGAGCCCAUAAUUGCCCAGUGGAUCCGACGUAACGUCGUUAACUGGCGGGAGGCCGUGGUGGUGUCUAAAAAUGCAGGUGGCACCAAGCGAGUGACCUCGCUUGCUGACGCUCUCAAACUCAACUUCGGCAUGGUCACAACAGAUCGAAAGCGGGGGACAAACAUGACUGCAAGCAUGAUCAUGAGUCACCUGGAUGCUGUUGAGCGGAAACCCGUACUUGAGCAAUCCAUGGAUAACGCCGCAAUCGACUCGAGCAAUGUGGCGGAGGCACGGAAUGUCAGUCGACAAGAGAGUCCGCCGCGGAAGACAAGGACCAUUGCGGAUCCCACCGGCUCGCCAACGAGGCGCGCCGAGGAACCCUCUAAGACGUCAAGCAAAUCUUCAGCCGCGUGUAAGACGGAUGCGACGCCGCCACGGCAAUCUCUUGAGGUGCCUGCACCAAGCGAUCAGGACUAUGAUGACCGUCGAGCACAAGAAGUCAUCCAUGGUCGGCUUGUGCAAGGUCGCAUUGUCGAAGAUGAUUUUCCAUCUCCCGCAAGGUCGGCGACAGACAAUAGCAUCCCAGACGACGACCCCAUGGCCAUGUCCCAUGCCUCGUCAUUCUUCGUACCCGAGCGGCAGUCGCUAGGGGGAGGUGGAGACCCAGCUACCAGCUCUGACGAGGAGGACAACGCCUUCCAGAAUCCAAAGGCAGAGCACAUGAUCACUCUCGUGGGCGAUGUGCGAAACCGGACAGUCUUUAUAGUCGACGAUAUGAUCGAUAAGCAUGGUUCUUGGAUUGCCGCCGCCGAGACUGUUGUCAAGAAGGGACUGGCGAAGAAGGUGUAUUGCAUUGCGACCCAUGGCGUCUUUGGAGGGGACUGCCUGGAGCAAUUGCAGGCAUGCGAGUGCAUCGACACCAUCGUCGUCACCAACAGCUUCCCCAUCAACCAGGACAAGGCGAAGAACAUCAGCAAGCUGGUGAUUCUUGACCUUUCUUUUCUCUUGGCUGAGGCCAUCCGCCGCAACCACUAUGGCGAGUCUAUAUCCCCACUGUUCCAGCACACGGGAGACUAAGCUGAGUUGGCCUGGGGGCAUGUGGUCUCCUUCCCGGGCUAGUGCGCGCGCGCAGAGCCACAUAUCGGGAAUCCUGUGUUGCACCGUUUGCUUUUCUCCCUUCCCGGCAAGCGUGGCGUUUAGGAUGAAUUUUGGUAAGGGACCUGGAAGUUGUUUAUCUGCCCCUUCCUGGGUUGAUGAAAGCCUACAACUAGAAGGCAAUGACGAACGGCACGGUGCACUGCGGCAGCGUAGGUCUUCCAUCCCUCUGUUGGUGAAUUGGUGCAUGGCGGGAUAGUGUAUCCUCGAUUCCCGUGACGUGACUCAUGCCCAUUACCACCGUCUCUUUAUCAUUCUGAUCCCAGCGGUGCUGUCGCUUGCGACGGCAAGGGUCCGAUUCAACCUAGAAUGGAUUCUUAACGGAACGUUGGUAGAUAAAAUUUCAUCGACCCGAGAAGGCCCCUCUCCCAAACCCUUAUGGUUGCGGCGCUUGCGCCGGUGGGAUAGGGGCAAGAGAACUCGUCGAACAUGACUGUGUAUGAAUUUUUCUAUCUGCAGAAGACGUAUAGCGUUGCAUGGCGAGGCAGGAAAUGACGAAGCAAGUACCUGCGCGGUUCUGAACAGUAAAGGGCCAUCGUGGCGGACGUGGGGUGGUGCCUCAAAUUUGUACCUGCAAAUUACGAAUGAUCUCUACAUCUAUAUAAAGAUAGCCACUGAAAGCGC
This is a messenger RNA of Purpureocillium takamizusanense, 2275 nucleotides long. It is a transcript of the gene PRS1, whose product is annotated as Ribose-phosphate diphosphokinase. Gene Ontology annotation, biological process: purine nucleotide biosynthetic process; 5-phosphoribose 1-diphosphate biosynthetic process; ribonucleoside monophosphate biosynthetic process. Bases 77 to 1573 code for a protein of 498 amino acids. Gene Ontology annotation, molecular function: magnesium ion binding; ribose phosphate diphosphokinase activity. The record is from RefSeq and is a predicted model, not a curated record. The transcript has 3 exons. Gene Ontology annotation, cellular component: ribose phosphate diphosphokinase complex; cytoplasm. NCBI's taxonomy places the organism in Eukaryota, Fungi, Ascomycota, Sordariomycetes, Hypocreales, Ophiocordycipitaceae.